Messenger RNA from Letharia columbiana, 510 nucleotides. RefSeq lists its product as uncharacterized. The coding region runs from base 1 to 510 and encodes 169 amino acids. Lineage: Eukaryota; Fungi; Ascomycota; Lecanoromycetes; Lecanorales; Parmeliaceae. The transcript is spliced from 6 exons. The record is from RefSeq and is a predicted model, not a curated record.
AUGUCCAAUUUCCCAUCCCUUCAGCCGGCGAUGACCGUCCUCGUUACCCUAGGCGACAUCUCCCCAGUCGGUUCGGCCUCUAGGGGCACCCCUCUAGCCAUCGCUGCGAUGGUCGAUGGCUCCGUCAAGUCCGAGCCCGGCUUUACCCCAGCCAUUGAUGCCGCUUGGGUCGGCCAAGGUGCAGAUUAUAUCCAUAACGACCCCAGCGGGAAACAGAUGCGGUUGAACGCGCAUGCUGUUGUCAAAGACAAGAGCGGUGCUCUGGUAUAUCUUUCUUACAGCGGCGUCGUAGAUAUAACGCCUGAGGUAGGAUUGGUAUUGGGUGGUAGCCCGGACGCGAAGACGACAGCGUUUGGUAACUCUUUCAUCGAGAUGAAAUUCGAGACCGGAGACGAGAAUCUGAAAGGUCUUGAGACCGGAGUCUUUGUAGGGGCAGGCCGCUUUGUCGCUGAGAAGGGAAAGCCAAUUGUAGUGGAGUACAAGAUUAGUAAGGCUAUAAAGGGUAAUUGA